UCAACCGUCAUCGCGAGUUCUUCGUCCGCCGUGUGAUUGCCAUCCAAUCAAUCUUAAAAACAAUUCGCGUUGACGAUCUCGACGUGUGAGACCGGUUCUGUGUUGUGUCGACGUGAAACUUGUGCAACCUUAAGUGUGCGAUUUGGAAUAUUUGAAACAUUCGAAUCUACAACGACGAGCGAGACUAGGAAUUAAGACAGGUUUCACCUGAAGGAGCUCCACCAAGUUCCGAGAUCGUGCACAUGUUCCGGAACAGAGAGAAUAGUACCAAAUAGUACUCUAAAAAAAGAUCGAGAAAAGAGGGAAGUCUCCCUCUUCCUCUCGUGCGGCUGGAUCGAAGGGGUAAAGUAAAGCAAAGGGUUCUCGACUCGAGUCUGCUCCACGGGAGGGAUCGAGAAUUGAGACGGAAAGAGCAGAAGGGAGAGCCGGUGGAGAAAAGAGGGUGGGCGACCGAGGAAGCGGGGCCAGCGGCCUCCGGACGAACGGCGAUCACCAACUACGUCGCCCAAGUCGAGGAAGAUAGAAGAAGACAGAAACACCCAGGAGACGAGCCAAGUGCUUCGAACUGAGUCAAGUGUAAACAUUUCGACGUGUGCGGGUUUCAGUUCGUGUUGUCGUUUAAAGUUUUCACCGUUGGGAAUAAAUUUCUCGUUUGUGAUUUUCAAUCGAUAUCGAAUUUCGGGACGAGCGACGCCCCAUUGCGACCUGGUCAAUAAAACACAUUGCCUCGAUUCGAGACGAUUAUUUGUUGACCUCACAAUAGGUGGACGCCUCUUCUAAGGCGCGGUGUGUGUUCCAACGGUACGUGGCGAAAUACCACGAAUUCGUGCGAAUCGAAGAAGAGAGAGUGGCAUGGUCUGUUUUGGAGUCUGUCAACAUGCCUGAGUUACACAAAUGACAUCGCUGAGAAGAAAGGUGGAAGGGUGCAAGCUGGAAUCUCAAGUCUAGCGAAGAAGCGCGAUGAGUCGGAGACUGGGGCACAGCACCUAUGAUGGCAAGAUCGCGGGACUUUAUGAUCUCGAGGAAACUCUGGGACGAGGUCACUUCGCCGUUGUCAAGCUGGCUCGCCAUGUUUUCACUGGUGAAAAGGUUGCCGUUAAGGUUAUCGACAAGAGCAAACUCGAUGAAAUUUCCAGAGCACAUCUUUUCCAAGAGGUGAGAUGCAUGAAGCUCGUGCAACAUCCGAACGUUGUGCGACUUUACGAGGUGAUAGACACGCAGACCAAGCUGUACUUGAUUCUUGAGCUGGGUGAUGGCGGGGAUCUCUAUGACUACAUCAUGCGUCAUGAAAGCGGUCUCAGCGAAGAAGUUGCCAGGACUUAUUUUCGUCAGAUAGUCCGAGCUAUAUCAUAUUGCCAUAGACUGCACGUUGUCCACAGGGACCUAAAACCUGAAAAUGUAGUCUUCUUCGAAAAAAUAGGCACCGUCAAACUCACGGAUUUUGGAUUUAGUAAUCGCUUUUGUCCUGGCCAGAAAUUAGAGACUUCAUGCGGAUCGCUCGCAUAUUCCGCGCCUGAAAUUCUACUGGGCGAUAGCUAUGAUGCACCGGCUGUUGAUAUUUGGUCUCUGGGUGUAAUACUCUACAUGCUGGUAUGUGGUCAGGCACCCUUCCAGGAGGCAAAUGAUAGCGAGACACUGACGAUGAUUAUGGAUUGCAAAUAUUCGAUUCCAUCUCACGUUUCUGACGGAUGUAAGAAGCUCAUUGCUAGGAUGCUCGUCAGGGAACCGGAAGGACGAGCGACUCUUGAGGAAAUCGCUUCUAAUCCUUGGUUGUCGGUUGGAUCGGAUGCCGAUCCAAUUGAAUCGCUGCCUCUUGUUUCGCGGCAGCAGGUUUCGGAGGAAAACCACAAUCUCAUAAUAACCAAAAUGGUCAACGGCAAUAUCGCAACCAAAGAAGAAAUCACAGACGCCCUCGACAAGAACGAGUACAACCAUAUAACGGCCACUUAUUUUUUGUUGGCCGAGAGAAAAUUGCGAGCUCAUCGGCAGGAACCAGUCCAGAAAAGCCGACCCGAAUUAUUGGACGUUUCUGUGAGUCAAGUUGACGAUCUCUCAACGAACGACUUGCUUGACGACCAAAACUCUUUGGGCAACGUUAAUCAAUCCUUACUGAGUGUGCCUCGUACUGCAGGAGAUUUGCCACCGAAUGUCCGUGCGCGAAAAUGUAGUAUAGUGCAGGAAGAAGAGGAUGAAGAUGAUGUGUCCUCGUGUUCUGGUAGGGAUGACCAUGGAAGUAAUUCCACUCUGAAUUCAUUCAAUCGACGAGGAUCGCGUUCGGAAGGAAAGCUUUCGCACAUUUUGCAAGAAAGGUUAGCUCAGCUCCCCGAAAAACACACCGCUCUCAAGACUGUUGUUGUUCGUCAUGCUCACGAGACUGCGGCAUUCCGUGAUGAAAGUAUUAAGUCAAAUAAACCUAAGGACAAGACCUCCACGAUAGAUCAAAAUAUUAAUAUAAGUAAAAAUCAAAUCUGCAACAAAACCUUGGACAAGUCGCCGUCAUUAAUGAAAAGCAAUCAACCAGACGCGAGUCCGAAAAACAAGAUGAAUGCUGCACUGAGCGCUAAAUCAGGUCUUGCGAUCAAAUGGACAAUCGGGAGCCAAGAAGCGAGGCCAAAGUCAGUGGGCGAUUAUCUGAAAUCAGGUCCAGUUCCAGCUAACAAAUGGAAAAUGGGAUCGCAGCAUCGAGCAUCUCUCUCCCAAGACGAUCCUCUUGCACAAAAAACCGAUAAUAUUCCUCCCGAGACGAUGACCACAUUUCUCACUGAAUCGUCGACUGUUCCUUCUCCCCUUCGCACUGCAGCCACAAUCAGUGAUAGCCAGUUGUUGACACCCAAGUACAAAACCAUGCCUUCCCCAACUCACACUAAAGUCACGACCAAGAGCAAUUCUCCACCUCAGCUCACUUUAAAUGAGAUUCUCGAAGACGGUGACGCGGUACCAGCCGGGGCGAAUUUGUCGGACGGCAGUGCUUCCGGUAAAUGUCGCGUUGUCAGGCGAACGGGAUAUGAACAGAGGCGUAGUAAAUUCCACAAAACGAGGACAACAUCGUGUUCCAGUUCGGAUGCAAGUGAUGACGAUAGCGAAAGCAGGAAGAAACGAGCGCACAAACUGAGUGGAUCGGGAAAACCAUUGCCACCGAGACGAGACAGUCAUGAUGACUCGAGUGAUUCUCAAGAUCCUGGAGGAACUGGUGGUGGAGGUGGAGGAGGUGGACUUGGAAAUGGAGAACGAGCUCGCGAGACACCGUCGACAGAACCAGCGGGUAAUGACAAUGGCGGUGGUGGUGGGAAUACGACGACGUCGACCACGACGACAACUGGUGGUGGUACGCAUUGUUGCUCGGAAAAUCAGGGGAUCGUUUAUGGACGUAGACAUCGAGCGGGAAGACGAAGAGCUGGCGAGACGAGGCUGAGGGAGAGUCAGUCUCUGAAUCGCAUCACCGAGGUGCAAGAAGCGGAGGGGCCGUCCUAUCACAAUCAUAAUCAUUCUCACACGCCACGAAGCGCCGUUUUUACGCAAAACGUGGUGACAAUGAGUCCAACACAUAUCGUUACGAUGUCCGAAACAAUCCCACCGCAGACUGUGACCACUGUACAAAAGGCGAAAGGAUUCGGUGCGAGGCUACUGCAAGGCUGGUCUCUGGGCAACAACAAAUCGUCCGCGGAAAAGACAACGGGAUUAGGAAUCUCAAAAGGCGAGAAGCAAGAGAAGCGAGAGACUGAAGCAAAGCAGGAUGUUGGUUGCAAGAAAGAGAAAAAUUGCGACCGAAAUGGCGGUGUUCCACAGCAACCCGUUGACCGAGGGACUCCUCUAAACAAACCCGAAGUCAAAAGUAAACGAAUGAAACUACUCAGCAGGUAUUUCGCUGUUCAUAAGAAACUUUGCGUUCCUCUACCGGGUCUUUUCAAUAAAGGAAGACUUUAUAAAGCACGUUCUUGCGGCAGUAUAACAAGGGACAAAAUAAAUCCACCCUCGCCGAAAUCGAUGCUUCUCUGUAACGCGGCAGACGACAAAUGGAGGGAGCAGCAAAAAAAGUGGUACCAGCAUCGCGGCAGCGACGGCGAUAUUAAUCAGAAUUUGGGACUCUCACGCCUCGUUCAAGACGGUAUUGUUGGAAAAGGCUGUGCCGGAAUUCCAACUGUUUGUCACAUUCAUCUGGGCGAUGUCUCGAAAUGCUGCAGUCUCUGUUAGUCAUGAAAAAUUAGCCACUCAAAGUUGCAGCUCCAGUGUCGAAAAUAAGACUCAAUUGACACAUAAAAACUGGAAUCCGGGGCAAUUUGUAAGUGCUGUUCGAAAAAAGUGAAAAUUUCCCGCCAAACAGUUUUCAUCGUAUGUUCCAUGACAUUGGACAAAGGGAAAAAUGCAAUAAAGUCUCGAGCGUAGAAUAGGGUAACGGCUUAACGAAAAUAGACGGUCGAACAUUUGACUGAAUCAUUUGAUAUUUUUGGGUUUUCUUUUUCUUUUUUUUCUCUCUCUCUUUUUUAAAAAUUAAUUUGGGUUUGAAAGUCAUCGUUUUGAUUGAUUGAUUGCCCGAAGUUUAUAUUUUUCUUGUUCUUUGUAUCGAGCUCUGUUCGUUUGAAUGUACCACAGAGUUCUGGCAUAGAGGAUCAGACGACCACGAUUAUAUCGUCGAAUUAUUUAUUUCUUCGUACUAACGAAGGAAGGUAAUGCCUAUUUCGGUAUACCGUUCCGUGGGAGAUGUAUCUAGUCCGUGUGAACAAACCUGUAUUAAAUGCUGCAGAGUUUAUUAUUAUUAAUAUGAUUAAUAAUAGAGAUGCAAACAUAGGAAUAUAUUAUAUACAUAUAUAUAUUAUUUUAUUAUUAUGAUAUUAUAUUAUAUUAUUAUUGCUAGGAAAAAAGCGAGGAGUCCAGUGUCGCUAUUGAAAUUCACCUGUUUUUACGGAACUCGCUGCCUUUCUGAAUGUCUCAACUUUCGGUUCAAGUCUCGUCCGAAUAAGGAACAUUUUUGAGAUACUAAAAUUGCAUACAUACAAAAGUCACUUUUUAUCCAAAUUGAAUGUUUCACCCCCAAAAAUUAUUAAUAUAAUCCUGGCAGAGAGUGAUCUUCAAAUUAUAAUAGUUUAUUCCAAAA
Belonocnema kinseyi is the source of this 5092-nucleotide messenger RNA. It is a transcript of the gene Snrk, whose product is annotated as SNF-related serine/threonine-protein kinase-like. Gene Ontology annotation, biological process: protein phosphorylation; microtubule cytoskeleton organization; intracellular signal transduction. The record is from RefSeq and is a predicted model, not a curated record. Lineage: Eukaryota; Metazoa; Arthropoda; Insecta; Hymenoptera; Cynipidae. The transcript is spliced from 10 exons. Bases 961 to 4191 code for a protein of 1076 amino acids. Gene Ontology annotation, cellular component: cytoplasm. Gene Ontology annotation, molecular function: tau-protein kinase activity; protein serine/threonine kinase activity; ATP binding.